Molecule: messenger RNA, 1434 nt
Organism: Miniopterus natalensis
Lineage: Eukaryota; Metazoa; Chordata; Mammalia; Chiroptera; Miniopteridae
Gene: KMO
Product: kynurenine 3-monooxygenase
Biological process (GO): quinolinate biosynthetic process; L-tryptophan catabolic process
Cellular component (GO): mitochondrial outer membrane
Molecular function (GO): FAD binding; kynurenine 3-monooxygenase activity
Source: RefSeq, a predicted model, not a curated record
AUGGAUCCAUCUGACACGCAGAGCAUAAAAAUAGCUGUCGUUGGUGGUGGCCUGGUGGGAUCCUUAAAUGCCUGCUUCCUGGCACAGCGGAAUUUCCAAGUGGAUGUAUACGAAGCUAGGGAAGAUAUGCGAGUGGCUAAAUAUGCACGCGGGAGAAGCAUUAACUUGGCCCUUUCUCACAGAGGACGACAAGCCUUGAAAGCCGUUGGCCUUGAAGACCAGAUUGUAUCUCAAGGUGUUCCCAUGAGAGCAAGAAUGAUUCACUCCCUUUCAGGAAGAAAGUCUGCAAUUCCCUAUGGGACAAAGUCACAGUAUAUUCUUUCUAUAAGCAGAGAACAUCUAAACAAGGAUCUAUUAACUGCUGUUGAGAAAUAUCCCAACGCAAAGAUGUACUUUGGCCACAAGCUAUUGAAAUGUAACCCCGAGGAAGGAACGCUCACGGUGCUUGGAUCUGACAAAGUUCCCAAAGAUGUCACUUAUGACCUCAUUGUAGGCUGUGAUGGAGCCUAUUCAACUGUCAGAGCUCACCUCAUGAGGAAGCCCCGCUUUGAUUACAGCCAGCAAUUCAUUCCUCAUGGGUACAUGGAGCUGACCAUUCCACCUAAAGAUGGGGAUUUUGCCAUGGAACCUAAUUAUCUGCACAUUUGGCCGAGAAAUACCUUCAUGAUGAUUGCACUUCCUAACAAGAACAAAACUUUCACGUGUACUUUGUUCAUGCCCUUUGAAGAGUUUGAAAAGCUUCUCACGGGCAGCGACGUGCUGGAUUUCUUCCACAAGUACUUUCCGGACGCCGUUCCCCUCAUGGGAGAGCAGGCCCUGUCACGGGAUUUCUUCCUGCUCCCGGCACAGCCCAUGAUCUCUGUGAAAUGCUCCCCUUUCCACUUCAAGUCACGCUGUGUGCUGAUGGGAGACGCAGCCCACGCCAUUGUCCCCUUCUUUGGGCAAGGAAUGAACGCGGGCUUUGAAGACUGCCUGGUGUUUGAUGAGAUAAUGGAUAAAUUCAAUAAUGACCUUAGUUUAUGUCUUCCUGAAUUCUCAAGGGUUAGGAUUCCAGAUGACCAUGCGGUUUCAGACCUAUCCAUGUACAACUACAUAGAGAUGCGCGCAUAUGUCAACUCCAGAUGGUUCAUCUUCCAGAAGAACUUAGAGAGAUUUCUUCACGCUCUCAUGCCGUCUACCUUUAUUCCUCUCUAUUCCAUGGUCACGUUUUCUAGAAUAAGGUACCACGAGGCGGUGCUGCGCUGGCGUUGGCAAAAAAAGGUGAUGAAGAAAGGAUCCCUUUUCUUUGGAACACUGAUAGCCAUUGGCAGUACCUACUUACUUCUGUGCUCCAUGUCACCGAGACACCUGGACUACUUGAGGAGACCAUGGGACUGGGUCACUAACCUCAAGAAUACAGGACAUGUUUCGCUGCAAACUCCAUGGAAUUACUAG